GUGCGGCCGGCGGCGUUGCGGAUCGAUCCCAGCGGCAGUGAGUGAGCGGCGAACGCUCGCGGCCGCGGCGCCGGCCUCAGGCUGGGGCGCCGCUCCAUGAUAUCCUGCGACGCCGCCAUGGAGACGGCGCGCGUCGAGAUUUCGCGCUGCAUCACCGGGCUUGGCCUGCGCUCCAAGGUGAAGGACAAGGAGGACCGCGCCGCCACGCAGGAGGGCCUCGAGCGGCACAUGUCUGCGGCGGGGGUGAAGCGCGGCAGCGUCAUGGAGAAGGUGGCCAACGUGUUCUGCUCGGGCGCCGGCGGGCGCGACGGCCGCGCGCCGGCCGCCGCCGCGCCGCUCAAGAAGGAGAAACCGCCAGUGCCGCCGCGGGAGAAGCCGACGCCGCCCGACAAACCAUCUCGCUUCUCCUUUCAGAAGAUGAAGAACGGCAUGUACCCGUCGCUGCACGGGCCGGCGGGGCGGCGCGCGGCGCGGCCGGCCGGGCCAGGCGCGCGGCGGCGCGAGCUGCGAGCCCCACAGCCCACUUGGGCCGAACUCUGGCUGACGGACGCCUUCCUGGAGCGCUUCUUCGCGCACUUCACGGGCGCCGAGGUGUGCCGGCUGGCGCAGGUGUGCCGGAAGUGGCGCGACGUGCUGUACCAGCCGCGCUACUGGCGCCAGUUGCGCCCGGUGCUCGACUGUCGCGACAUUCGCCAGUCGGGCGGCAGCGACCCGGGCGCCGCGCGCCGCCGCUACCUGCACGCGCUGCAGGUGCGCGCGUGCGACUCGCUGGCGCUGCUGCACGCGACGGACGAGGACCUCUGCGAUCUGACGCACGGGUUCCCGGCGGCGCACAAGUGCUUGCGCUGGCUGUCACUGCAGUGCGGCCGCGUCUCCGACAAGGGCCUGGAGCAGACGCUGGAGCAACUGCACGGCCUGCACCAGCUGGAGCUGUCCGGCUGCAAUGACGUCACCGACGCCGGCCUGUGGGCCUGCCUCAGCCCGCGCAUCGUGUCGCUGAGUGUCAGCGACUGCAUCAACGUGGCCGACGAGACGGUGGCGGCCGUGGCACAGCUGCUGCCGUCGCUGUACGAGCUCAACCUGCAGGCCUACCACGUCAGCGACGCGGCGCUCACCUACUUCUCCAGCAAGCAGAGCGCCGGGCUCAGCAUCUUGCGGCUGCACUCCUGCUGGGAGCUCACCAACCACGCCGUGCUCAACAUCGUGCACAGCCUGCCUAACCUGAGCGUGCUCAGCCUCUCGGGCUGCUCCAAAAUCACGGACGAAGGCGUCGAGGUGAUCGCCGAAAACCUGAAAG
Molecule: messenger RNA, 1297 nt
Organism: Pollicipes pollicipes
Lineage: Eukaryota; Metazoa; Arthropoda; Thecostraca; Pollicipedomorpha; Pollicipedidae
Product: F-box/LRR-repeat protein 16
Biological process (GO): SCF-dependent proteasomal ubiquitin-dependent protein catabolic process
Cellular component (GO): SCF ubiquitin ligase complex
Molecular function (GO): protein binding
Source: RefSeq, a predicted model, not a curated record